AUGCCGUCGCCGAUUUACACUGUCUGCCGGUUGGAUUCGUCUUUCCGUCUCCGUGAGGUGCCUGUAUCAUCCUUACCGUCCACACAUCAGUUCUACGAUCGGAGGGAUGCCAUGGCCCAACUGCUGGGGAAGCUCUAUGUCCUUUUCGAUGCCAAUUGUCUCUACAUCGGCUCCAUUAUUAUCUUCAUGGCUGCCUUCGCUCUGUGUGGCGCGGUACUGAAGGUGCAUGCGGAAAUUGUUGGGCGAAUAAUUGCUGGCACUCAUCUCAAUGAACACAACCAAUUGGGUAACCAGACGGGAGAAGCUGGUGACGUUCGACUGGGUAGGGGUGACCUCAAAAUUGGUGCUUGUACCACUCUCGUCAUAGGCAUCAACUUCGGAGGCGCGCUAUACUAUUGGAAUAGCGGUCAGAUCAUUGCACUGUUUGUGGUGACUGGUGUCCUGUGGUUUGUCUUACUUCUCCAGCAAGGGCUCGCUAUUGUCACAACAAAGGAAAGUCCCAUCCUGCCAGUCUAUCUUUGCCGCCAGAAGGAACAGCUCUUUCUCUUUGAUACCUGCACCACUGCCGGAGCCGUCUCCUACACCAGCGUAUACUAUAUUACAAUUUACUUUCCGUUCACUCGCGGAGACAGAGCCAUGUGGAGUGUAUAUGUCGCGGAUCGGAUACUACAAACCUUGCUACCUAGGAGGCAGUAUUAA
Aspergillus tanneri is the source of this 699-nucleotide messenger RNA. RefSeq lists its product as uncharacterized. Gene Ontology annotation, biological process: transmembrane transport. The transcript has 3 exons. Gene Ontology annotation, molecular function: transmembrane transporter activity. The coding region runs from base 1 to 699 and encodes 232 amino acids. The record is from RefSeq and is a predicted model, not a curated record. NCBI's taxonomy places the organism in Eukaryota, Fungi, Ascomycota, Eurotiomycetes, Eurotiales, Aspergillaceae.